Fusarium odoratissimum NRRL 54006 is the source of this 1112-nucleotide messenger RNA. RefSeq lists its product as uncharacterized. The record is from RefSeq and is a predicted model, not a curated record. Gene Ontology annotation, cellular component: cytosol. Gene Ontology annotation, molecular function: methenyltetrahydrofolate cyclohydrolase activity; methylenetetrahydrofolate dehydrogenase (NADP+) activity. Gene Ontology annotation, biological process: tetrahydrofolate interconversion. Lineage: Eukaryota; Fungi; Ascomycota; Sordariomycetes; Hypocreales; Nectriaceae. The transcript is spliced from 2 exons. Bases 67 to 1002 code for a protein of 311 amino acids.
UUCAAAAGCUAACCUAGCACCCACGACUUGCUUCCAACCUUUGCCAAACAAACAGAUAAAGCGACAAUGGAAGGCUUUGAGCUUCUAACUCCCCCCUUAGGGUUCCAGAACGGCUCCGCCCGUCUUCUCACGGGAGACCUGGUCGUGCGGGACAUUGAGCGCUGGUGUCGUCGAAAAGCUGAGAAGGGUGGCGUCAAGCCAGUCAUGGCCGUUAUCUUCUUUAACACAGGCACUGAGGCAGUAGACUAUGUCAAGAUCAAGGCUCACGUUGCUGCACGGGCUGGCGUCAGCUAUUGGGUAUAUGAGAUGCCCGUCGACGCACCAACAAUACAGGUCAUGAGCCAAGUCAAGAAGCUGAACAAGAACCCUCAAAUCCACGGCAUCCUUAUACAGCGCCCGUUGCCGCGCCAGUUGAAUGAACCAGAGAUCAUGGGAUAUAUCGAUCCUGUUAAGAACAUUGAGGAGUACGCUAAAUGCCAGGCCGACAAUAUUGCUGCAGACGCCUUGGUCCGCUUGUUGGCCAGGUAUGGGUUGCUAGAGUCAGCACAGCAGGCCAGAAUCCAGAUUGUCGGUUUUGGGAACAUCAUUACGAAAGAGUUCAUCAAGCAGAUGAAGCGCCAAUUCCCCCACGUAAGCGCGUCUAAAGACUUCGAUCCAUCCUAUGAUGCCAGUCAAGACACACGUGAAGCUCUUCAGAAGGAAGUUCAGAGACCACGCGCUUCCAUAAUCAUCUCGGAAAUGCAUCGCGGACCCGGUUUCAUCAAAGCGUCCAUGGUCAAGCCAGAAGUGAGUGUCUUGGUUGAUCUUGGCUUCUAUGCUACAGAAAAGGGCGUCAUCGGCGAUGUGAGCCACUCCCUCUUUGACAGGAGUGAUCUAGCCAUUGCCCCGACACCGGGAGGAGUCCUUCCCAUCUUGUUAUGGAUCAUGAUGGAGCGGACGAUCAAGGCCAAGCAGAUGAUCGCGAAGGAAGAGCUGCGAGGGUCUUGUUGCUUAACCAUGUAAGACUAGCAGAGGUGGCAGAGAACUUAGAUUCUUAGAUGUUAUUAAGCAUAGCCUAUAAAAUGAAAACCUCAUCUUAUCUCAAAACAGAGGAGAUCAGAAGUGUGUAGCAA